AUGUUUGCAGGUAAUGCCAUCAGACCCAUUGCUCUCAGAGCAGUGUCCGCCAUCGCCAGAGCAAUUCCUGGCUUCCCAGUCCUGGCCACCGGAGGCAUCGACUCGGCAGAGAGCGGCCUACAGUUCCUCCACGCCGGGGCGUCAGUGUUACAGGUGUGCAGUGCAGUACAGAACCAGGACUUCACAGUGAUCGAGGAUUACUGUGUGGGUCUGAAGGCCUUGUUGUACCUAAAGAGCCUGGAGCUGAAGGACUGGGACGGCCAGUCUCCUCCGACAGAGAGACACCAGAAGGGGAAACCAGUUCCCAGACUGGUGGACCUGGUGGGAAAGAGCCUCCCGAGCUUUGGGCCGUAUCUCCAGCAGAGGACAGACGCCAUCGCAGAGUACAAGAAAAAGCUCCGAAACGUAGAAACAGACGUGAAGGACGUCGGCAUCGGCCGCGUCAACGAGGCAAAAAAAACUGUCCCCGCGGUCAAGGACGUGAUAGCCAGAGCGCUGCGCCACAUCGGAGCGUACCAGGAGCUCAACAACAUGGAGCAGGUCCAGGCUGUCAUAGAUGAGGAGAUGUGUAUCAACUGUGGAAAAUGUUACAUGACCUGCAACGACUCUGGAUACCAGGCCAUAACGUUUGACCCAGAGACCCACCUGCCCAGGGUGACCGACAGCUGCACGGGCUGCACUCUGUGCCUCAGCGUCUGUCCAAUCAUCGACUGCAUCAAGAUGGUUACCAUGGCGAAACCCUACAUACCCAAGAGGGGUGUGCCCAUCAGCCCGGUCUUCUGAAGGGAGAGACAUAUUUAAUCUAAACUGAUGUUAUGAAGUCGGGUUUUACGAUUAGAUUCAUCUGCCACAUGAGCUUUGACUCAUUUGUGUUGUUCCAUUUAUGCAGAUAACUGGGAGGAGUUCCGAUGUGGUGGAAACAUGACAUAUGUGUUUAUCUACUUGAUGGGAGUAAUGUUUGGAGUUAUGAGAAAUUUAGAAUUUAACCAAUUUGACCAUUACAAGAUCAGAAUUUACAAUUUAUCCAAAUAAACAUGUCAAUGAUUUCAUUGUAAUUCUGACUCAAAUUACAUUAUUAAUUUGUUCAGCGUUGUUGCAUCCUCUUGCGAAUACUUCAUGUUCAAUGUGAUGAUUUUAAAUUCCAAUGGGCAUGUAUGUUGAUCUACUAAUGUAAAAUAAAUAUUUGACAUUGUCCGUGAUUAAAAUAAAAGUUUUCUUUUACAAAGAAC
Pungitius pungitius (ninespine stickleback) is the source of this 1229-nucleotide messenger RNA. Its product is annotated as dihydropyrimidine dehydrogenase [NADP(+)]-like. The transcript is spliced from 7 exons. NCBI's taxonomy places the organism in Eukaryota, Metazoa, Chordata, Actinopteri, Perciformes, Gasterosteidae. The record is from RefSeq and is a predicted model, not a curated record. Bases 1 to 783 code for a protein of 260 amino acids. Gene Ontology annotation, biological process: thymine catabolic process; uracil catabolic process. Gene Ontology annotation, cellular component: cytoplasm; cytosol. Gene Ontology annotation, molecular function: uracil binding; dihydropyrimidine dehydrogenase (NADP+) activity; NADP binding.